This is a messenger RNA of Indicator indicator, 3684 nucleotides long. RefSeq names its product hypoxia up-regulated 1 (gene HYOU1). Gene Ontology annotation, molecular function: ATP binding; ATP-dependent protein folding chaperone. The record is from RefSeq and is a predicted model, not a curated record. Gene Ontology annotation, biological process: negative regulation of hypoxia-induced intrinsic apoptotic signaling pathway; cellular response to hypoxia; endoplasmic reticulum unfolded protein response. Lineage: Eukaryota; Metazoa; Chordata; Aves; Piciformes; Indicatoridae. Gene Ontology annotation, cellular component: endoplasmic reticulum chaperone complex. Bases 1 to 2985 code for a protein of 994 amino acids. The transcript is spliced from 24 exons.
AUGGCGCCGAUGCCCUGCUGGGCGCUGGCCUGGUUGCUCCUCUCCCUUUGUCUGCCUGGGGCGGAGCCUGUGGCCGUGAUGUCGGUGGACCUGGGUAGCGAAUCGAUGAAGAUCGCUAUCGUGAAACCUGGGGUGCCGAUGGAGAUCGUCCUAAACAAGGAGUCACGCAGGAAAACGCCGGUGGUCGUUUCCUUAAAGGAGAAUGAGCGACUCUUCGGUGAUAGUGCGCUGGGCAUGUCCAUAAGGACGCCCAAGGUGGCAUUCAGGUACUUCCAGGACCUGCUGGGUAAGCGUAUGGAUAACCCCCAUGUCGCUCUAUACCAGUCCCGAUUCCCAGAGCAUGAGCUGGUGAAGGAUGAGAAGAGGCAGACAGUUAUCUUCAAGCUGUCCCAAACAAUGCAGUAUUCUCCAGAGGAGAUGCUGGGGAUGGUUCUGAACUAUUCACGUAGUCUGGCUGAGGAGUUUGCGGAGCAGCCCAUCAAGGACGCAGUGAUCACUGUCCCUGCCUACUUCAACCAGGCGGAGCGGCGAGCGGUGCUGCAGGCGGCUCGCAUGGCCGACCUGAAGGUGCUGCAGCUGAUCAACGCCAACACAGCUGCAGCGCUCAACUACGGAGUCUUCCGGAGGAAGGACAUCAAUGCCACUGCGCAGAACAUCAUGUUCUACGACAUGGGAGCAGGGAGCACCAUUUGUACGAUUGUUACAUAUCAGACAGUGAAAACUAAGGACUUGGGGAUCCAACCUCAAUUGCAGAUCCAGGGCAUUGGGUUUGACCGCACGCUGGGGGGGUUGGAGAUGGAGCUUCGCCUGCGCGACUACUUGGCCAAGCUCUUUAACGAGCAGUACCCUGCGAAGGACAUCCGGAAGAACCCCCGGGCCAUGGCCAAGCUGCUGAAGGAGGCCAAUCGCCUGAAGACUGUCCUAAGUGCCAACGCUGACCACAUGGCACAGAUUGAGGGGCUACUGGAUGACAUCGACUUCAAGGCCAAGGUUUCAAGGCAGGAAUUUGAGGAUUUGUGCUCUGACUUGUUUCAGAGGGUACCAGGACCUGUGCAGCAGGCUCUGAGCAGUGCAGAGAUGAACCUGGAUGGAAUUGACCAGGUGAUUCUAGUUGGCGGUGCCACACGGGUCCCCAAAGUGCAGGAGGUUUUGCUGAAAGCUGUGGGCAAAGAAGAACUGGGCAAGAACAUCAAUGCCGAUGAGGCUGCUGCAAUGGGUGCAGUCUACCAGGCAGCUGCUCUGAGCAAAGCCUUUAAGGUGAAGCCUUUCGUUGUUCGGGAUGCUGCUGUGUUUCCUAUUCAGGUGGAGUUCACUCGUGAAGUAGAGGAAGAUGACAAAUCCAAGAGUUUAAAGCACAACAAGAGGAUUUUGUUCCAGCGCAUGUCAGCCUACCCGCAGCGCAAAGUCAUCACCUUCAACCGCUACACUGAUGACUUCAAGUUUUAUGUCACCUAUGGGGACCUGUCCUUCCUGAGCCAAGAUGACAUGAGGGUUUUUGGUUCUCUCAAUCUCACAACCGUGAGGCUAAAGGGAGUUGGGGACAGUUUCAGGAAGCACUCAGAUUACGAAUCCAAAGGUAUCAAAGCUCACUUCAACAUGGAUGAGAGUGGAGUACUGAGUCUUGACCGGGUGGAAUCUGUGUUUGAGACCUUGGUGGAAGACAAGCUGGAGGAGGAGUCAACUCUGACAAAACUUGGCAAUACCAUCUCAAGCCUUUUUGGGGGUGGUGGCCCUACACCAGAGAGUGGAGAGAACCUGACAGACUUGGUUCAGGAGGAAGAAGAGAGCCUAGCAGAAGCAGGUAAAGAAGAGCAGGGGGGAAAACAGGACCAGAAAAGCAGUGCAGAAGAUGCUGGUAAAGAGGAGGGAGAAGAGAAGCAGCAGACUCCUGGUGAGGGAGAAACUGCCCUUCCAAAAGCAGAGUCACAGAAGAAGGAAGGCAGCGAGAAAUUAGAGUCUCAGGAUCCCAAAGAGAAUAGAGGAACUGCCAAAGAGGAGGAAUCCUCCAAAGGUUCUGGAGACAACAUAGCUACCAAGACAGAGGAAGAAAGGAAGAUCAAAGCACCCAAGAAGCAGAAGCUUGUCCAUGAGAUUGCCAUGGAACUGGAUGUAAAUGAUGUGCCUGACCUGCUGGAGGAUGAUCUGAAGAGCUCAAUGAAAAAACUCCAAGACCUGACGAUCAGAGAUCUAGAGAAACAGGAAAGAGAAAAAUCUGCGAACAGCUUGGAGUCAUUCAUCUUUGAGACUCAGGACAAGCUUUACCAAGAGGAGUAUCAGUUUGUCUCCACAGAGGAGCAGAGAGAAGAAAUUUCCAAAAAGCUGAGUGAGGCCUCCAACUGGAUGGAGGAAGAGGGCUAUGCAGCCACAACUAAGGAGCUGAAAGACAAGCUUUCAGAGCUGAAAAAGCUUUGUAGGAACCUCUUCUUCCACGUUGAGGAAAGAAGAAAGUGGCCAGAGCGCCUGGCGGCCCUGGAGAGUCUGCUCAACCACUCCACCAUCUUCCUCAAGGGAGCCCGAAUGAUUCCAGAGUCUGACCAGAUAUUCACAGAGGUGGAACUGAGCACACUGGAAAAAGUCAUUAAUGAAACAAUGAUCUGGAAAAACGAGACACUGGAUGAACAGAACAAGCUCUCUCCUACUGAGAAACCUGUCCUCCUGUCCAAGGAUGUAGAGCUGAAGAUAGCAGCCCUAGACAGGGAAGUGCAAUAUCUUCUGAAUAAGGCCAAGUUUGCAAAACCCAAACCCAAAAAGAACACCACCACAAAACCUGAUUCAGGCAAGAAUGCUACAGCAGCCUCUGAGGCAGAGAGCACUAUCCCUCCCACGGAGGGGAGACAAGAAGACAAACCUGAGGAUAUUGGUCCAGCCAAGAAACCUCCUACAGCUGAGAAAGUAGCAAUAGAAGAUGAGCCCAGAUCAGACUCUGGGUCCAAAAAAGAGAAGACAGAAGCUGGAGAAGAAAGCAGGAAAAAUGAUGAAUUAUAACACCCCUGAAAGCCCACUAGUCUAAACAUCUAUUUAUUUCAUGAUUACUUUCUUGGUUUUGUAAUGGACCUGGUUAGUCAUGAUGUCAGUGGAACACAACAAACAGUCUGACAAGAAAUUGGGAUAGAGAUGUAAUUUUUUUUUUUUAUUUGGGGGACUUUUUGCCGCUACUAACUUAGUGAAUUGGAUUUUUUGUUUUUCUUACAUGUUUAAAGGUGGCAGUAUGCCCACUGAGACUUGUCUCUGUUUCAGUACAGAAGUCACCAAAGUGACUUUUUCCUGUGGAGGGAAAACAGUGAAGAAACAGCUUAAGCUUGAGGAAGUAACUUGGGACUGAAACCCUGUGCUACAGCUCCUCUGGUGGUGAGAAGGGAGACUAAUGGCAGGAGCUGUGUAGCUGAGCUGUGUCUUUGCAGAUGAGGCCCGGGCUUCCAGCUCGUGGGAGGGGAAGGUGUAACAGGAGUGGGGAGGCAGAUCUCUGUGCUGUGGGAUACGAAUGUGUCUGUUUGCCACAGACUGUUGUUACAAAACCCUCUCUGUCCAUGCUCUGUAGCAGAGUCUAAAUUCGAGUUGGGACUUGACAAAAAGAUAAAAAAUAAAAUGUUCAGAAAGGUGAAGGCCAAGCGGGGGAGGCUGGAAGCAGAAAGGUGUUAGGGUAUCUUGCAGUCAGCAUGGCAACCAGCGCAUGGUUAAGCAGAC